This is a messenger RNA of Aethina tumida (small hive beetle), 2107 nucleotides long. RefSeq names its product gamma-aminobutyric acid receptor subunit alpha-6. NCBI's taxonomy places the organism in Eukaryota, Metazoa, Arthropoda, Insecta, Coleoptera, Nitidulidae. Gene Ontology annotation, molecular function: extracellular ligand-gated monoatomic ion channel activity; GABA-A receptor activity; neurotransmitter receptor activity. The record is from RefSeq and is a predicted model, not a curated record. Gene Ontology annotation, cellular component: neuron projection; membrane; synapse. The coding region runs from base 269 to 1957 and encodes 562 amino acids. The transcript is spliced from 12 exons. Gene Ontology annotation, biological process: monoatomic ion transmembrane transport; signal transduction; regulation of membrane potential.
CUUGAACAUAAACUGUCGGAUCAUUUUCCCAAGUGGUUGGUACACAACCGACGGAAACGACAGCCUCCACAUUCCGGUGGUAUCACUCGUAAAAACGAUGAGUUCUGCGUAUGUGAAGGUCCUCCUCGGUGCCGCCGCCACCGCCGCCUCGCAUUGCCGCGACGCAUGUGCCGUCGGCGACUUUGAAAACUUUUCGGUGGAAACGGCGCGCUCAGAACUCAUUGUUCCCGCCGUGUUUCCUACUUCUUCGGGAUAAUAACUGUGGUAAAUGCGAGCCGCACAAUUGUCAUCGGUAAUUGGUAUGGACGUCUUCGUGGUACUCGUCAUUGCACUCGCUGUUAAUAUCAAUGUUUGUUCCUCCGCGGAGCCGAGGGAAAGUGGCAUAAGUUUGGAAACGAAGCUUUUAGGGCAAAACAUGACAUUAAAAUCAGUAGUGGUCGACUUCUUGUCGGCCCCAUUGGCGUCGAAAUCCUUCGACAACUCUACCAGAAAACCUAAGUCCAGACCUCCAGUCAACGACGUCGUGAGCAAGAACAUAACAAUGGUGCUGGAGAACUUGCUCAAGAACUACGAGAGCUCCCAGUUGCCAACGCACGGAAAAGAGCAACCAACUGUUGUCCAAACCAAUAUUUUAAUACGAAGCAUGGGUCCAGUUUCCGAAUUAGAUAUGGAAUAUUCUAUGGAUUGUUAUUUCAGACAAUACUGGAGAGAUCAACGUUUAUCAUUUUUAGGUCCUAUUAAAUCCUUAUCGUUGUCGAUAAAAAUGCUGGAACGUAUUUGGCGACCGGACACAUAUUUUUACAACGGGAAAAACUCGUACGUUCACACCAUCACUGUGCCGAACAAAUUACUGAGGAUCAGCCAGGAUGGCGAUAUUUUAUAUUCCAUGAGACUUACGAUAAAAGCGAAAUGUCCAAUGGAACUGAAAAGUUUUCCUAUGGACAGACAAUCGUGCCCGCUAAUUUUGGGAAGCUAUGCUUAUACAUCUAAGGAUCUCGUUUACCAAUGGCAGAAUGAAGCUAGUGUGAAUUUUGUGCCGGGGAUGACUCUUUCACAAUUCGAUUUAAUGAGUUUUCCUUAUAGAAAUUUCACAUUCACUAGAAGAGAAGGUGAUUUCUCCGUUCUUCAAGUCUCAUUCAACCUCCAACGACACACCGGUUACUUUCUUAUUCAAGUUUAUGUACCUUGCAUACUUAUAGUGGUACUUUCUUGGGUAUCCUUCUGGAUCCAUCGGGAGGCCACAUCUGACCGUGUAGGACUUGGAAUUACCACCGUUUUGACAUUAUCCACCAUCAGUUUGGACUCCAGAACCGAUCUACCCAAAGUACGAUAUGCAACAGCUUUGGAUUGGUUUCUUUUGAUGAGCUUCUUCUACUGUAUUGCCACCCUGUUGGAAUUCGCCGGCGUGCACUACUUCACAAAGGUUGGAAGUGGGGAGAUACCAGUAGAUGAAGAUGACUGGGAAGAGUAUGGUGCAGAAAAAGACGACACAAUUGACACUUCUACUUCCCAAUUAAUUGAAAACCCGUUAGGCGAGACCAUUAGUAGGCGAAGGAAAAGUUCUUUGAUAUGUCCCAUUUACAAUAAUUCAUCUCUCCAUUAUGAAAGUAGAAGAACAUCGUUAACUUCCAGUCCUCAAAUUGCACCUCCAGUUCGCUUAACUAUGGAAAGAAUGACACAAACCGAAAACAAACUACCGAAAUGGAAACAAUUUUUGUAUUGCUUGAAAGGUGACGAAAAAUUUCGCAAACAGAGGCAACGCGAAGCUUCAGGUCAAAAAGAAAAUGGACACCAUAACGUAAGGCAUAUUAACAGUGUCUCAUUAAUAGAUCGUGCGUCCAGAGUAUUGUUUCCCACCACAUUCGGAUUGUUCAAUCUAUGCUAUUGGAUGGUGUAUUUUACAGCUCAAGACGAUUUCAAAUGGGGCGACACCAAACUCCACACAUUAAACCAUUAAACCAUCAGUAUGAUUAUAAAUGUUUGCUUCAAUGUCAGCUUUAACGACGUUAAUUAUUAUUAAUUUAUUAUGUGGGUGUCAAAAAGUAAAUUCCUACCUAUACUUUUUGUCCGAUUUUGACUUUUUUUUGUACAAAAAUAUAUACUUAAA